ACUCUGUCCGCCAGUGUACUGGCAAUAGCCAGCGACGCAUCACGUUCCAUAUUCGAAUUAAUUCCGUUCUCGAACUAAAAGUGUCUUUCAAGGUUCAUUGAAAGUGAAUACUUUUCGUUGUUAUCAAGUGUACGGAGCAUUAUUCAGAUAGCAAAACAUGUCUUCCAAAAGUUUGUUCAAAGUAAAAAGAACUUUAGAAACACUAUGUCAGAGUUCAAAAUACGCCUCAGCGAGUGUUAGAAGAAACAGUGGCUGGACCAGCGACAGGAUCGUCAAGUCACCGUUCAAAAACGUGGACCUACCAAAUAUAACAUUGAACGAAUAUAUCUUCCAGAAUCUUGAUAAAUGGCCGGAGAGAACUGCGGCUGUAUGUGCUGUAACCGGCAGAGGUUACACUUACGAGCAAACCUUCAAGCUGUCAAACGCCUUCGCCGCAAACCUCCGGAACAAGUUUAAAAUUGAAGACGGCGACGUGGUAUCCGUGAUGUUGCCGAAUAUUCCAGAUUUCCCGCUCGUUGCGUUGGGAAUCCUGGAGGCCGGCGGCGUGGUGUCCACGAUAAACCCUAUCUACACUGCUCAUGAAGUCCAAAGGCAGCUGUUACUGUCCAACGCUAAAAUUGUAGUCACCCUACCUGAAAUAGUACCAGUCAUCAAAAGUGCAUUCAAUAUUGCCAAAAUAGACCUUCCUGUCAUCGUAAUAAGAACUAACGGAGACGAACUACCAGAUGGGACUAUUAUUUUUAACGAAUUAACCGAAGACCCGCGUGUGGACACGUCAUGUCUGAAAGCAGUUAGAAGGAGUACGAAUGAUAUUUGCUUUCUCCCUUACUCUAGUGGUACAACAGGACUACCGAAGGGGGUAGAAUUAUCGCACAAGAAUAUUAUAGCUAAUUGUGAACAAAUUAAUGAACCGCUCAUAAGAUGCCAUAAUGAUACUACAGCUAUCAUCAUUCCAGACUCUCAUCAGGACGCAGUAAUGGGGAUUUUACCAUUCUUCCACAUCUAUGGGGCGUCAGUGAUCAUGUUCCACAAAAUGUCCGCCGGCGCCAAGCUGGUCACCCUGGCGAAGUUCCAGCCUGACGUCUUCUUGCAGUCACUGCAGAAGUCCAGGACGAAUAUAUUGUUCCUAGCUCCACCAAUACUGUUGCUGAUGUCAUCUCACCCAGCAGCCUCGAAGGCAGUGUACCAAUACCUGGACGUAGUGAUCAGCGGAGCGGCGCCUUGCGCAGCGUCAGACGUCAGGCGAUUGUGUGAAAAAGUCCAGCGUAAAUUAGACUACAGGCAAGGGUACGGCCUGACAGAGACUUCGCCCGUGGUCUGUUUCCCAAAGAACGGGUCAGACGAGUUCGCUGCCGUGGGUCAUCCCGUGCCCAGCACGGAGCUCAAGAUUGUGGACAAUGAUCUGAAGAGCUUAGGGCCCAAUGAGACAGGUGAACUCCUGAUCAAAGGGCCGCAGGUGAUGCGCGGAUACAAGGACAACCCUCAAGCGAACAUCGAGAGUUUCACCGCAGACGGGUGGUUCAGGAGCGGAGACCUGGCGACUAUAGAUGACAGGGGAGUAGUCACUAUUGCGGACAGGCUGAAGGAGCUCAUCAAGGUAAAAGGCUUCCAAGUACCACCGGCCGAGUUAGAAGGGGUCCUACGGGACCACCCUGCGGUCAACGACGCAGCGGUAAUAGGAGUGCCGCACCCACACAACGGCGAAGCACCCAAAGCUUUCGUGGUCCUAAAACCGGGGCAGAAAGCUGAUACUCAGAAUAUAUGUGCCUUCGUCAAUGAGAGAGUCGCACCGUAUAAAAAUAUUAAGGACGUGGUCUUUCUUGAUAGUAUACCGAAGAGCUCGGCUGGCAAGAUUUUGAGGAAAGACUUGAAGGCGCAAUAUUGUUCUUAAGACUGAAAUUAUGACAGACAAAUAUUAAGACCAAAGGUGAUGACGAAUUACGGAAAAUAUACAUAUACUAGUGUUACGAAUCGAUAACCCCCUCUUGAUUUGGUACCUAGUAGAACAAGCAAAAUGUAUAAUUUAUUAAAAUGUUUUUUUUUUUUGCUUUCGCAAAUAGAUUAUUGGUAGCUAUAGUAAAAGUAACGUUAGCUCAGAGUGAGGAGGAACAUACGGAAAACGUGGCUACUAAAACAUUUAUAGUAUACUGUGACUACAUUGUGUAAUGGAAAACUAUAAAGCGCACUACACACCAAAGCCGCCGACACGCCGACACUACCCGACCGCGGCCUAUGUCGAAAGAAAACCAUAUGUCGACAAAAAGUUGACGACAUAUGUCGACGGGUCGGCGGCUUUGGUGUGUAGUACGCUACUUUGCAAUAAAUUCCUUUAUCUAGUGUAGAAAUAAUUUGGAAAGAGGAUUUUUUAGUUUUCGCUGAUAAACAAAACAAAUUGGUAAUUAAAUGUGAUGGUGGCGCUAGUGUGCAGUUAUGUAUCGCCUUAAUGACGUUAAAAUUUACUUAAAACAGGGUGAGUUGCACCAGUCAAAUUUGAACUUGACUUUCACCUGCGCACCGCUGCACCACACAUUUCGACUAAUUAGCGUAUUUUUCGUUUUUCUGCAUAGGUUAAAGUUAACGUCAAAGUUGACUGGUGCAACUGUUAGGGUUUCAAACAAUACGAAUGGCGUUUCAAAGCUUAAGGCCACAAUUAAACUAUUUUUUUAUUAUUUACUAGUUAUUUUUAAGAAAAAAAAACAUUUUAUUUCUAAGUGCAUACUAGUAGGUACAGGUAAAUACUACUGGGAUAAAAUAGGAAGUUUGCAAUUGAAAAAUAAUAAUAAUUGCAAUGAAUUUUUUAAGUAGGUACUCGGUAUAUAUACUGUUAAUAAUCUAAGAAUAUUAUUUUGUAUAUUUUUACUGUUUAUAUACGUAAAUAUCGCUCAAUCUUUGUGAAACCAAAAUAUUUCAAAAAUUGUAAUAAAUUGAUGUUGUAAAUAAAAUCUUUUUUGAUUAUAUUAUAAUUUCGAUAAAUCUAUUUUUGUUAUGACUGUGAAUAUAUUUUCUAAAAUAAA
This is a messenger RNA of Plodia interpunctella (Indianmeal moth), 3014 nucleotides long. RefSeq names its product pudgy (gene pdgy). The transcript is spliced from 9 exons. Gene Ontology annotation, molecular function: long-chain fatty acid-CoA ligase activity. Lineage: Eukaryota; Metazoa; Arthropoda; Insecta; Lepidoptera; Pyralidae. Gene Ontology annotation, biological process: long-chain fatty acid metabolic process; fatty-acyl-CoA biosynthetic process. Gene Ontology annotation, cellular component: mitochondrion. The record is from RefSeq and is a predicted model, not a curated record. The coding region runs from base 158 to 1891 and encodes 577 amino acids.